AUGACGGUGUUGAUGGCUGCGGACUACCAAGGUUCAGAAACCAUAGAAAACACGCUGUCCCCUCCGAGCUCAACAGACGCGGUCCCCUUGAAAACGUGUGUCGCAGGCAGGCCAGUCAAUGGAGUUGUCAAUAGUCUCCACCCUGGCCUGCCUGAUCCUGGUUCUCCUGACAGCUCUGACACGGAGGAGUUACUGAACAAGAAGCAGCGUUUAAACCUGCCCCCCACGCCUCCGGACAGCACUGGUGCCGCGGCCCGCACCCGCCCCAUACUGACCUGCAGGAAACGAAGACUGGUCCGCCCCAGCAGCGUCUUGACUCUCAACAGAAAGGUUCAUAAAAGCUCAGUGAGUCGAGGCAGCUGUGACAUCAACCCUUCGUGUGCCAUGUGUGGUAACCGGGCGCCCCCCUCCACAGAGUUUCAGUACGAGGCCCCACUUCUAGAAAGGCUCUCCCUGUUUGACCCCUGUAUUCACCCCAUCCUCUCGUUCCCCGAUGAUGUUUCCAUGAACCUACACUUCCAGAGGACUUUGAAAUCACACUGGCAAAAUAAACCGCUGGAGAAAAUCAAACCCCUGAAAAAGCUCUCCCUCAAACACAAACUAUCCAUGACCAGCAGACUGGCAGACCCCCCUUCCAAAGACAAACACAGACUUUCAAGCUCUCUUCUUGCAGCAGUCCGACUCUCGCACCACAAAAUACGCCCUGAAAAGAUCCACAGGCAGCACCUCGACAAUGUACUGACUGUUUCACAACUGGAGAGGACACCAGUGUGCAAACCAGAGCGACCACAGACACUGACUCCUGCCUCCUACGAUAAAAGCCACACUAAGAAAAGGCAAAGGGAACACUCCAUCGAGAGGACAGAAGCAGCCCCAAGAUACCUCAUGGACACGGGAAGUCCAUGGUCUUCAUUGGUGGGGUUGCACACGCCCACCCACAGCCCUCUGAUGAGACAGCUCUCCACAUCCUCGGAGAGCUCCACACCUAUAGCUACCAACAGCACGCCGCAGCCAGUGCGGCGGCGAAGAGGAGAAAGUUCAUUUGAUAUUAACAAUAUUGUUAUUCCAAUGUCUGUUGCUGCCACAACUCGAGUUGAGAAACUCCAGUACAAGGAAAUCCUCACACCAAGUUGGCGGGAAGUGGACAUUUGUGCACAACCAAUAGCAGAAGAGGAUGACAGUGUGGAGAUUGAAGACCUGUCGGAUGCUGAAUUCGCUGUCCAGCAUUUAAAAUGCGAAGACCUGGAGCGCUCCCGGUGGACUUGGACUGCGACAGCUGCAGCACAGCGACGAGGGAGCAGGUCUUACAAAUCUUCAGACGGAAGGACAACUCCACUGCUGGGUGGUACAACCCCGUCCACACCACAGCCUGCCUCGCCCGACGCAGCGCAUUUCUAUUCCCUGCAAGACUUUGGCUCCAUGCCUUCCCCGCACAGUCCUGCCAGCCCAGACGUGAUCUCAAACCCAUAUACUCCUGGUUCUCGGGACUCUCAUCGUCUGCAGUCCAGCGAAGACACACGCUGCUCCACGCCCGACUUAAGCUUUGAAGAAGUGACUGUCCAACCCUGGGAGAGGCGCACUUUUCCACUGUCGUCCGACCCAGUGAACGAACCCGAGGACCAUUGUGAGCUACAGGACUGGCCGAUGCGAGGCAUUCGCCGGAUCUCUGACAGCAGAUCCUUCAGCAAGGAGUCUGAGAACGAGCUAGCAUGGCCCGUAUCGGAGGAGAGCAAGCAGAGGCAUCAAACCGCACUGAAACAGUCUCACAGAUGAACAAACAGAAGGACUCUUUUGGCUUUAAAGAUUCUGUUGUUUGAUAUUCAAACAUCAGUCAAAUUUCACAGUUUUUAGUGAACAUACAGAAUUUAGAAACUGUUUUUAAACUUGUUUUCGUCACAAAAAAAAACCCCAUUGCAAACUAGGUCACAAAUUUAGGAUGAACACAUGGGAUGGGACGUCUGGCAUACUUUUCUAUUAUAUAUUAGGUGUACAUGUAUAGGGCACUGAAUCAGACUUGAAGGGGUUUGGACAAUGUUCUGGAAAAGGGUGUUUUGUAUCAAUAGUUGAUGUCUGUGUCCCCAUGUAAGUUUAAAGUGGAGUGACAUAAAACAACUUUUUUCUUUUUUCCCUUAAAGUGCAUUUUUGCUAUGUUUCCUUUUUAAGAGAGCUUCAACAAAUAAUGGACAUUCUUCUCUGCUCUGUGUAGAACCGAUUUGAGAUUACUGAGCACUUAGAUUAGGGACCGCAGUCUUUAUGACUAGUUGUGGACCUCACUGAAUCUAAAAUUUAAGUUGAGUGUAAAAUAGGUAUGCCUGGUGUGCCUCCACUCUGUUUUGGAUGUUAAAGCAUCAGCUGUAUCUUACUGCUCAAUAUUAUGCAAUGUUUACUUAAGUAUAGCUGUUUGUACUUCAGCAUUUUGUUUUUCAAUAAACAAAAUACAUAUUUCUGUUGACCCACGGUGUGUUCUGCAAAGGUAUUUUGUAGAUGUUGAUGUUUCAGUUUCUCUUUACAGUAUGUUUGGAGAGUAUUGAGCAUUUGCCAACAAAAAAAAAUUAUAUAUAUUGUUUGUCUGCUGGUCUUGAAAUUGACAGAAUUGUAACUCCUAGUGUUGUGCUAGAUUUCGUAUGUGGUUUUCACUUGAACCAUUAAAGAGGCUGGUUCUGCAAAACAAAACGGGUUUCGUGAUUUAGGUUUGUAGGUGUGCUGAAUCAGUUACAACAUCAAUAAAUACUUUUUUACUUUUCUUAAACAUCCAGCCACCAUGUUCAUAUGGCUACAACUCAUUUAACACAUUUAGCAGCACCACUGUGUUGCAAUGCAAAGUUAAAUAUUGAUGUAGACUUGAAUGAACAAAAGUUGUUCUCUUUAAAAGGAAGCACACACGUUAAUGGUCCUUUAAAAAUAAAUAAAUAAAUAAAAUACACCCAGAGCUCAGGCAACAAUUCUAAGGGAAAAUUAUUUCUUUGUUUUUUCACAUUUUCAAAAUCAGUUAUGUAUUACAUUUAGUACUGUUUAUUGCGAUUCUCUUGAACAUAACUAUAUUUCUUGAACUAGCCGUUCUGUGACGUUACAAAUAAACCUUGCAGGUUUUCAGCUGAUUUAUCAGAUCAUUAAAAGUAAAUGCCGCUAUUCCACAUUUGAAUUGCACAUUUCUAUGCAAUCAAGUUUAUGCCGUAUUUCGUUAUUUCUUUAAUGUCUGUGUGUGUGUAUACGUACACAUCAAAUUGUAAUUCGCAUUCAGUCUUCUAUCACGUAUUUUGUUUUUGUAGUUUAAGACAGGUUUCAAUGUAACAGUAAGAUUGCAAAAUUGUUUUGUAAAUAAAACAAUUCCUUGUUUAUCACUGCCUGAGUUGGGGGGGGGGGGUGGAUUUGUUUUCAUCUUGGGUUAAAGAAAUCACUCCACUGUAAACAGAAAAAAAAAAUCUAUAUAUAUAUUGUUGGAUUGGAUUUUGAGAUGUUUUCACUUUAUUUCACAAAAUGCCACAAAUUGUGACUGUUCUGUCUACAGAAUCAGCACUAAAGUCACAUCUUUACCUGGAUUUCCACACCAUUUCAGGUUGAAAAACGUGUUGCUCCCAAUGGGGUUUCAUUGUGCAGAGACAGCAAUGUGACCUUUUGUGUGUAUAACUGUCUCUCAUGCUAAUAGAUCAUUUAAACAUGUAUUUAAAGUAAAUAAAUAAUAAAGUAAGAAAAUAGAAGCUUAAUUAAAGAGGGGUUAUUGAAAACUUCCAGCAGUUUAUUCGUUACCAUCAAAAACUUGCCAAUUAGUUUUCUACAGAUACUUCAUAGAUCAUUUUUCUGUUGUGUUUUUUGUGUGUGUAGUUUGCACCCCAUUUUACACAAACUAGAGAGACCAGUAGCGGGGACCCUAGAGUAGUCGACCGCCACUUUGUUUAUUGUUUCGUUAACAAGCUAGGGACUUGUACUUAACCAUAAAACAAUCAUGUUACCUGUUCUGGGCAGACAGGUUUUUUGGUUUAUAGUUCAUUCAAUGAUGGCUGAUAAACAGAGAGGUUUUUACAGCACAGCCUGCUUUUUUUAUUUUGUUUCUUGUUUUGUUUAAUUAAACCAUUUUAAAAUGUUUUGUUAUGCACCAUGAACAGCAGGUGUAUUGUUUUUGGGGUUGCAUGUUUAAAUAAAUAAAUAAAAACAACCCUGUGUUGAAAUACAGAUGGUGGAACCUGUACUUGACAGCUCACAAUUCAAUCUGAUCUCUAUUCAAUUUUCAAAUUGGUUUGGAAUUUAUCAUCCGUACAAACGGGACAAGUUCCAAAUCUCAUUGAAAUCGGUGGUGAAUGCAAACGUGGCAUUGGAGAGCUGUUCUAAUGCAUGGUGACAGUUAAACCUCUUUUAAAACGGGGGCCAUCCACAUUAACAUUUUUGUUGUGCUAUAGUUGUAUCUGCCUUUUAUUAUACAGAUUAUAUAAAGGGACUGUUAAGAAGACGGUUUCUUAUAAAGGGUGUUUGUAAAGGAGGUUGAACUAUACUAUGACGACACUUUCUGUGGAAUAUCUGCAUACUUUAAUUACAGCUUAUGUUGAGUGAAAGUUGUAAAAAUGUUUGAAGUUUUGAAUAACCCCAUUGUGCUUUGUAUAAAUAGGGUUAUAUUUUGUAAAUAUUUUGUUUGUUUCUUAACUGUGUACUUGAAGCUCAGGCUUUAGCCGUCCUGGUUGUAUAGAAGAAAAAAUAAGUUUUCUUUACGCAGAGAAGCAACUAUUUGUUAAAUUUAUCAACGACUUUAAUGGGAAGCGCAGUAUGUGCUUAUAACACAAAAAAAAACAAUUAAACGAAAGUUUAAGGUG
Messenger RNA from Polyodon spathula (Mississippi paddlefish), 4802 nucleotides. RefSeq names its product KAT8 regulatory NSL complex subunit 1-like. NCBI's taxonomy places the organism in Eukaryota, Metazoa, Chordata, Actinopteri, Acipenseriformes, Polyodontidae. Gene Ontology annotation, cellular component: NSL complex. Gene Ontology annotation, molecular function: histone acetyltransferase binding. The record is from RefSeq and is a predicted model, not a curated record. The transcript has 12 exons. Bases 1 to 1773 code for a protein of 590 amino acids.